GGCAAUUAUUAUUUGUCCUGUGCUUAAAAAAAAUCAUAUGGCAGAUUGUGUUGCUAGUUCCGUUGAAAACGAGAGACAAAAUCAUGCUACCAAUUUGAUUUGUGAUCUUCCGAUCUGCUUCGCGAAUGGCAAACUACUAGUACUCCACUUCAGUACAACCAAUCGACGGUUCGGCCAUAAAUGCCACUGACUUCAGCUGUCCACCAUCCAGCCUCCCAAGGUUCUGGAUCACAUCGUGCCACCGUGCCGGCUCGGCUCACGCGUGGAUGGGGAAGACGGCGACCGAAGGGGACAAGGAGGCGGGGCGGGGCGGCGGCGGCGGCGGCGGCGCCCGCCGCCCCGUGGUGCUGGUGACGGGCUGCUCGGAGGGCGGGAUCGGGCACGCGAUGGCGCGGGCGUUCGCGGCGGCCGGUGCGCCUGUCGUGGCCACGGCGCGGUCGCGCGCCUCCAUGCGCGGGCUGGAGGGGGACCCGCGGUACCUGCUGCUGGAGCUCGACGUGCGCUCCGACGAGAGCGCGCGCGCUGCCGUGGCCGACGCCGUCCGGGAGCUCGGCCGCGUCGACGUGCUCGUCAACAACGCCGGGGUCCACCUCGUCGCGCCGCUCGCCGAGGUGCCCAUGGAAGAGUUCCAGCAGGUGUUCGACACCAAUGUCUAUGGAGCAAUGAGGCUGAUUCAUGCUGUUAUUCCCCAAAUGAUAGAAAGGGAACAAGGUACAAUAGUGAAUGUUGGAAGUAUAACAGCUUUGGCUCCUGGACCAUGGGCUGGUGUAUAUUCAGCAUCAAAAGCCGCUCUUCAUGCAUUGAGCGAUACGCUAAGACUGGAGCUAAAAAGUUUCGGAAUUAAUGUUAUGAUUGUUGCACCUGGAGGGACAAAGUCGAAUCUGGGAAGUAACUCUACAUCCAAGUAUGUUCAAAUACGUGACUGGAAGUACUACAAAAAAUUCGAGGAAUCCCUCAGAGCCAGGACUGAUGCUUCCCAGGGUCCUGGUUCUACUCCAGCAGAAGACCUCGCAAAAAGGGUUGUUGCUUUGGUUCUUAAGAAGAAUCCUCCAGCCUGGUUUGCUUACGGCCAGUUCAGUGCUAUUCUAAGCUUGUUGUACUAUGCACCACUAUGGUUUAGAGAUUACUUCUAUAAGAUUGUCAUGAAAUGCUAGAACUUCUGAUGUCAGUAAGUUCAAAGGACAAAGAGGUUGCCACUCAGAUAACCCGCAAUACAUACUUGCAUACAGUUUUACAGGGACCAUUCAUUCAAGCGAAAAGGCCCCUCCCAGUGUAUGCCAUCUUUUUUCACCUGUAAUAAUAGCGGUGCUAGUUUGUUCAUGUAGUGCCAAAGGAUGGCAAUCUGAAAUAUGUGGCCUGAAGAAACUGGUUUCCUUGCAACCUCCACUGUUGACAUGGCCUGCAUCUUCCUGUCUCAGGAAAUCAAAUUUCGACGCGCAAACGGGUCGAACA
This is a messenger RNA of Oryza sativa Japonica Group (Japanese rice), 1452 nucleotides long. RefSeq names its product short-chain dehydrogenase PC-15-like. Gene Ontology annotation, molecular function: oxidoreductase activity. Lineage: Eukaryota; Viridiplantae; Streptophyta; Magnoliopsida; Poales; Poaceae. Gene Ontology annotation, cellular component: endoplasmic reticulum. The record is from RefSeq and is a predicted model, not a curated record.